Zychaea mexicana is the source of this 591-nucleotide messenger RNA. RefSeq lists its product as uncharacterized. The transcript has 3 exons. Lineage: Eukaryota; Fungi; Mucoromycota; Mucoromycetes; Mucorales; Lichtheimiaceae. The coding region runs from base 1 to 591 and encodes 196 amino acids. Gene Ontology annotation, molecular function: protein binding. The record is from RefSeq and is a predicted model, not a curated record.
AUGACUGAACUACAACAACAACAACGACAACAACAGCCUUCGUCCUCCUCCAUUGCUCCAUUAUCCAUGACGCCAUCCAAUGAAUCGACUCCUCCUACCACAACUGACAAUGGUUCAGCACUAGCUAUUAGAGCACCGUCUUCUACGUCUCCCACAAGUGACGAUCAGCCUUCUUCUAACAACAACAACAACAACAAUCAACACCAUAGCGAUGCAGACAACGAUAAGAAUGACCUUGACGAGGACAACGACGAGGAGGAGGACGACGACGACAAACAAAAGUUAUCACUCGACCGGGUUCAUUUGACACUGCUUCUAAUUUCGGGAAAUAGACAUACAUUCGAGUUUGACCCACUGUCAACAGUUGCUCAAGUAAAAAAACACGUAAUUACAGAAUGGCCACCAGAGUGGGAAUCGAACCGAGCAGCGCCGCAGUCAGUCGGCUAUCUCGAGUUACUGUAUCUCGGCAAGUUUCUCGAAAACGAUUCUACGUUAGAAUCAAAUCGGCUUCGAGGCGGCGAGUCGUUCACAGUCCAUUUACUCGUGCGCGACCAGCAGCUCAAAUCAGCUGACGGUAAGAUGAAGGAAUGA